Molecule: messenger RNA, 900 nt
Organism: Funneliformis geosporum
Lineage: Eukaryota; Fungi; Glomeromycota; Glomeromycetes; Glomerales; Glomeraceae
Source: the annotation of a GenBank genome assembly
AUGAGAUAUAAAGACUUAUUAAACACUAAUGAUAUUCUUCAUUUAUUAACUACUAAACUAAACUUCACUCCAAAGCAGAUGGGGAAAACUCAGUAUAAAAAAAUUGGGCUUGAGGAGUCACUAGUGGAAAUUAGUAAACUAGGAUAUUUUUCCUUGGCUGGUUGGCAAGAGAAAAAAAAACAAGAGCAGAAAGGCAAAAACAGAGUCUUUUAUCUAAAUUCAUUAGUAACUGAUAUCUAUCAACACAAUUUAUUUACCAUUCCCGGUCAAGAAGUACUUAACUACCUUCAAAAAAAGCGUCGCUUAGAUCAUUUAAUGGUUACUCGUUUUUCUCUUGGUGAUAAUCGAACUAGCGAUUUUUUUCUUGAAAAUCAGUUAAUCAUUCCAUUGGCGAAUGAAGAAGGCAAAAUUAUUGCCUUUGCCGGUCGGAAAAUUGAAGAAAGUGAAGUCAGCGAAGGAAAAUAUAAAUACUUACCAAGUCAUCAGCAUUAUCAUAAAUCUUCUUUGCUCUACAAUUAUUCCACGGUUAAAAAGAGCCGCGAAGAGGAAAUAUAUUUAGUUGAGGGAUUUUUUGAUGUAAUUAGCUUGACCGGGUUAGGCAUAGAAAAUUGUGCGGCUAUGCUCGGAACUAAUUUAUCAGAAGAACAAAUUAAACUCUUGGCAGAUUUACAAAAAAAAAUUAUUCUUUUCUUGGAUGGCGAUAAGGCUGGAAAAGAAGCUACUAUUAGUGCUUUAGUGAAAUUAUUGCUGCGAGAAAUUGACUGCGAAACUAUAAAAGGCAAUUAUGAAGAAGAUCCGGACGAAAUUUGUCGCCAGCAUAAUAAGGAAUAUAUACAAAGUUUUCUUAAAAAAAGAGAAAAUCCCUAUUUGUUUAUUCUUGACUAUUAUUUUUCUAAGUGA